AUGUCAAGCACAAUCACAAUGACGCCUUUAAAUUUUAUUGCCUCGCCAGAGGCGCAAGAGACGCUAUAUGACAUACGUCUUGGGAAGUAUCUCUUCCUUGUAGCGUUCGUCGUUGCCGUAUAUGAUCACGCUUGUACACUACCAGAGGAGAUAGAGACCGUCUGGAAAAAGAAACGAAAGACAUUCUUUUUAUACCUAUUCAUCUUCGUCCGAUAUUACACUCCACUUGUGCUAUGUGUAGUCACAUUCGGAUUUUUCUCUACGUGGAUGAAUCAUGAACGCUGCUCGCACUGGAUGUACUUCAUGCCCCUCGGAGUGACCUUGCCGCUCAUGCUCUUACCUGGUAUUCUCAUGGCCAUUCGAGUAUACGCACUGUGGAACAAGAACAUCCUUAUACUUUCUGGGCUUCUACUAUACCUAGCAACGCAAAUCUCUAUAGGCAUAUGGGUGACUCUGUUGCCAGGCGCGAAACCCCUACCGGUUCCAGUGCAAAACUACGAGUUCCAUUAUUGUAUAUAUGCGGCUCCUCUCUUGAAAAACGGCUUGCCGUCGUCGUCGCUCUAUGUCUUCAUGGACCUGGGAUACGACACCAUGAUUUUUUCUCUCACCAUCGCACGUACGAUCUACAUGAGUCGCAAGAUUCAUAGGCAUGGUGCGUUGGGCAUUGGCCUCAUGCGCAGCCUUGCCAGAGAUGGUGCGCUAUAUUUCGGGGGGAUUUUCGCGAUGAAUUUCACGUGGGUGCUCAUAAUCGUGCUGGGCUCCCCGGGUAUACGCGGUCUUAUCGCCAUGUAA
This is a messenger RNA of Heterobasidion irregulare TC 32-1, 792 nucleotides long. RefSeq lists its product as uncharacterized. NCBI's taxonomy places the organism in Eukaryota, Fungi, Basidiomycota, Agaricomycetes, Russulales, Bondarzewiaceae. The record is from RefSeq and is a predicted model, not a curated record. The coding region runs from base 1 to 792 and encodes 263 amino acids. The transcript has 13 exons.